AUGACGUCCUCAAUGUUGGCAGUUACGGCACCAAGCUUUUGCGCCCCGUCCGCAUAUGAGCUUUCCACGAUCCCUCAGCCAGUUGUAAUAGAGCCUACCGAUGUGGUAUUCCGUGUUCACGCAGCGAGUAUCAAUCCCGUAGAUGUCAAGAAGGCAGCAGGAGUCUUCAAGCUUGCGGUCAAAGAGAAAUUCCCAUAUCAAAUUGGCUAUGAUUGCUCAGGAACCGUAACAGAAGUGGGUCAGGAUGUCAAAGGCAUCAAAGUUGGCGACGAGGUUUACUCGCGGUUACCGGAGGCAAGUCGAGGGGCAUGGAGUGAAUACGCCAAAUGUUCACAACAUUACGUUACUCUCAAACCCAAGAAUUUGUCUUUCGAUGAUGCAGCCUCGUUACCAUUGGCAGGCAUGACCGCACUACAAACUUUGCGACGAUACGAGGGAUCAUUGUCAGGCAAGACGGUCUUCGUACCAGCUGGCUUGAGCGGCACUGGCGCAUAUGCGUGUCAGAUCGCCAAGAACGUCUUCAAUGCCGGCAAAGUGAUCACCACCGUCUCAACAUCAAAGGUAGAAAAAGUACCAGAGUUGCUUGGUAAAGGCACGGUUGACCAAAUAAUCGACUACAUUAAGGAAGACGUAACCCAGGUCAUUCCUCGUGGAUCCGUUGACUUCAUCUUAGACACAACUGGAGAUUCUAUGUCUUUUCUUCAUCUCAUGACUCCGUCUACAGGUGUCAUUGUCUCUAUCGCUACGCAGCCCUCCGGUACUCAGCUCCAACAAUCUAGCGUGAUGAAGAGGCCAGAUGGCCCACGUCUCCCGUGGUUUGCACGCAUGGUGUUGAAUAUGGUUGAUUCGUAUCGGAAGGCACGUGCAAAACGCUGGGGUGUCAAAUAUGAGUACCUAUUCCUCGAUCCCAAUGCCAAAGACUUGGAAACACUGGCUCUCUAUGCAGAAAAAGGAGACGUCCUGCCUGUUGUUGGUUGUAAAGUCAACUUUAGGGAUAUCGAUGGCGUGAGAGAGGCGUGUACAACUGUGUACAACGGGAAAGGUGGCCUUGGGAAAACGGUGUUCACUAUCAUCGCGAGUUGA
This is a messenger RNA of Colletotrichum tamarilloi, 1083 nucleotides long. RefSeq lists its product as uncharacterized. Bases 1 to 1083 code for a protein of 360 amino acids. NCBI's taxonomy places the organism in Eukaryota, Fungi, Ascomycota, Sordariomycetes, Glomerellales, Glomerellaceae. Gene Ontology annotation, cellular component: mitochondrion. The record is from RefSeq and is a predicted model, not a curated record. Gene Ontology annotation, molecular function: oxidoreductase activity. The transcript has 5 exons.